Molecule: messenger RNA, 3666 nt
Organism: Cephus cinctus (wheat stem sawfly)
Lineage: Eukaryota; Metazoa; Arthropoda; Insecta; Hymenoptera; Cephidae
Gene: mi
Exons: 7
Coding region: 708-2768 (686 amino acids)
Source: RefSeq, a predicted model, not a curated record
UUAAUUAGAUGCAUCCAUCUAUACUCCAGUCAUAUGUGUUCUUCCACAUGUUCCAUAAGCGUUGGAAUCUUGAGAUCAUUGGUGUUCCACUUACAGAGUCUGUAGAUUGUUCUUUACAAUAAUAAUAAUUCAUGCCAGUAGUUUCCUUUUUUUUUUGUAUGGGAAAUUUCUAUAAACAACUUCAGUGAGAUCAAGCUCGAUAUUAUCGAAAGAUUUCCUUUCAUUCGCAUCUGCGCAGCAUAUUGAAGUGUAUUUGAAUGCUGAGAUGUGACUGGUGCUCGUGAAGAAACAUGGAAGAGACUGACAUGACUCAUUGAAGAGAGAGUUAAAAUCAGUUAGAAUUGACUAAGAAUUUGACUUUGGGUCGAAUGUGUGUGGUGACAAGAAAAUUCAAAGUGUCGAACCUCCGAUGAAAUCACAUUAGCAGCUGCCGUUAACCUUAACGUUACCUCCUGGGAAAAUAUGUUACAACGUCAUGAAGUAUUGUUAUUUGACGAACAGAUAACAAAUUUAGAUUUCUGGAUAUGACCCUUGGAGCUCAUUUAUAUGCUGAUUACAUUGAAUUGAAUAUUGUGACCUGGCAGUUGCUUGGGGGUUGUGAUAAUAUGACGUUUUAUAAGGUGUCGAAGCAUAACAUGAGUCCCCCAAAUGUGUCAAUAGUGUAGAUUGUUCAAGGGUUAUAUAGUUUUUGGAAUUUGUUCUGUAUAAUGCAUACUGAGAAUGAUCUUGAAGGAAAGGCAGAAGGUGAUCCAGAGACUUCGGUCACUUCUGCUACAAAUAGAUCAUCCAUUCUUGAAGAAGAUCUUGCCUUGAGCUCAUCAACUAUAUGUAAUAGUGAUAAAAGUCCUACCGAGGGUAUGGCAGCUAGACUUGCUGCAAGGGAAGCAAAUAGAAUAAUUUAUGUGAAUGAGGAUGCAAUGGAUUGUAAUUAUGGGGAGACCACUGGUAUGUCAAGAGUUGUGGAGGAGCCUUGCAGUCCUGAGCUGUUUAAUAGUGACACUGAGGAAAGUCCAAAAGAAACAGAAACAACAGAAACUGGGAGAACAUUGAAUGAUGAAAUGUCCACAUCCGUUAUUCAGCCGACGCAAGCCGAAGUCUUGGCAAAAUCUGAUUACUGUCUGUUGGCCAGAAUUAAUAAACAUCUCAGUGGUGUUCCUCCACCCCCUAAACAUACGAUAUGCCAGAAAGACUGCAACGAUUUUCUAAACUAUAUCAAGCAGAAUCGUAGCUUCUUCUGGACAUAUACACCAUUGGCAGACAAAAAUACACAUGUUGUGUAUGCUCCAAUCAAUAAGUCUCCAGAGGAGAGUAGAGUCAAUCAUAUAGAGACAAUUUAUCAACGACAAGCAAAAAGUACAUCUAGGAACUUGUCAACUGCCUUCGAUGCCUGCGACAUAUCUACGGAGCCAGUAAUAACUACUAAAGAAUCUUGUAUACAAGAUGGUACAGAUGUCAGUAGUAUUAGUACACCAGUGGACAGUGGUGAAACAAUUGUAAAAAGUAAAAGCCUUGUCAAAGACAGUUUUGGUCUGGAUGAUCUAGGAGGGAGUGACUGUGGUGUAUCGAGUAGCUCCACGAUUUCGACGUUAAUCCGGACGGAGCCCGAGAUACCUGAAAAUGAGGUAAAGAAGGCAACGAGCUGUAACAUUUUGGAUGAACGUUCUUUAUUACUGUAUAACACUGUCAACGAGCAGGAUGUGGUGAAUCUUUCAUGGGACGAAGCUUUCCAUCACAAGUAUCAUGGGAUACACUACAACAGGAGCAAGUCAGUAGAGGAAUUCGAAACUCUCACUGCAAAACUAUGCGAGAGAUACGUAGGGGCAGAGACGCAGUCAACCUGCAACAUAUGGUUUACGAAACAGGCACCAGGAAGUGCGAGAAAGCGUCUCCUGGGAAAACGAAACAUCGGUCAGAGUCCAGGAAAGCGUUUGAGCCACUUAGCCAGACGUCGCAGAACAUUUUCUAGUGCAAAUUUACAGGGUAUGAUGCAUGCAGACAAGAAACAAUUGGUCCUUAACGUAAAAAGGUCUACUUUACGAAAAGGCAAGAGUCCCCGUGGUAAAAGUCCUCGAGGUAAAAGUCCACGAGGAUCUGUAAAGAAUCGAGCAGCAUCCAGAAGAGUAUCCACAGAUGGUCCCAGUCCAAGAAGGUCUAAAUUAGAAACUUCGAAACGUGCUCUAUUCCAGAGUCCUUCAACGGAUCGCGCAGGUCCUAGCAGAUUAUGCACCACAUCGAACAGCAAUCCCCAGAAGAUUAAGAGGGCGCUUUUCCCUACCCCAAAGAAGAAGGAAGAAGAGAAUACAGACGUCUUCAAAAGACUGACCUUCGAGGAAACGCGCAAGAGGAAAAACGAGGACGAUCUAGAAGGUCCUAGAUUAAAGUGGGCUAAGAGUCUAUCCUUCGAUUGUCCCCACGACAUAGAGAACGAAUCGAUAACGUUCUUAGACAAUGAGAGACACUCUACAGGAAGUAUUCGCACCAAGAGUGAUUCCGCUUCUCGUCAAGCUAUCUGCGAGCUCAGCGACGCUCACAAGAAGAAGCUUCUGUGGGCCGUCGCCCAGGCUCUGAAAAGUAAAGGCAUAGAUAUGAGACAUCCCAGAUUCAAACAAUAUGCCUCAACCUUGGCACGUACCGUCAAGAAGUUCAUGCCUGAUCUUGAAAAUAGAAAUAUACCUCGGAAGCCGGGCAGCACCAGCGACCGGAUGCUCAAAUUGGCGAAACACCAUGUUCUUCUCGUAAUGGAGAAUUCAAAGGUUGCCGAUAAUUAGUCAGUAAUUAAUUAAUUUCUUAGAUUAGUUAUUAUGAUGUUCAAUUAGGUAAGGCAUUCUGAGGGCGAGCUGCUCCUGUCGAGCGUUUAAAUGACAUAACGCAAUGAAGUCUAAUGAAUUUUACAAUUUAUUGUGAAGAGUGAAGUGAUAGAAAGACUGCUGUUUCUGAUAAAAAAAAGAGAGAAACAAAAAUGAAAAGAGAAAAAUAAAAGAAAUAAUGAACGAGCGUUUGAAGGACAGCGGCGUAGAACCCUUGUGAUUUUAAAUUAUUUAAGUCGUUGACGAUUAAGGUGCGGUCGCAUUUAUGUACAGUGAUAUCGAUUUAUAUUAACUAUUUGUAUGGUUUCAGUGACUAUGCAUACUUAGACUUGGCAAACGGGAGUUAUAUGCACAAUUAAAAUACAGAUCGAGAAAGUACACAGACAAACUCUGAGAUACGUGACCCGCGAUAAUUAAGAUACGAAUAAUAAUAGCACUAACGUUUUUACAAGUAGAACGCAAAAACCGCGGGAGGGACAAUCGUUUUAUAAACCUAUUUUUUUAUCAAGAAUAUGAUACAGUCUAUUUUAUCAGCACGCAGUAAUACCUGAUAGCGAAAAUGCGAGAGCUUAUGAAGUCGUACCUUCUUAAUAGAAUUGAAUUUGGAUACAUACUCCCGAUUAUUUUGUCUCAUUAAACUGUAUGAUUGUCUUGCGGCAGACUAUUUUAUUUUUAAUUUGACUAUUCGAUACUGUACUAGAUUUCAUUCUCACGGAGAUAACAGUGUUGUCUCCAUUGGCUGAUAAGGAAGUGGAAAUACUUGUGUGCAAGAAAAAAGGAAUGAGUCAAUGAAAUUGUUAUAAAAAUAAAACGAACAUGUAGUUUAUUUCGACAAUAGACUAUUUAAUUGAAAAAAUAA